Messenger RNA from Sodiomyces alkalinus F11, 752 nucleotides. RefSeq lists its product as hypothetical. The transcript has a single exon. The record is from RefSeq and is a predicted model, not a curated record. Lineage: Eukaryota; Fungi; Ascomycota; Sordariomycetes; Glomerellales; Plectosphaerellaceae. Bases 110 to 529 code for a protein of 139 amino acids.
UCCUGGCACAGGGACGCAUCCUGCCGUCAGGUUCUCCAACAUAAUUCCAGGGGAACUCUCGAUACUCGUGGCUCUGAGCGAGUGAGUUUAUACGCAAAUAUCCCACGAGAUGGGAGAAAACAUCAAUUCGAGCGCCCCGUUCUCGAUGUCGGGGAAGACUGCCAUUAUCGCUGGCGCCGGCUCCGGUGCGUCUUACGCCCUUUCCAUCGUUCCCCCCCCAUUUUCUAGAGAAACCCUUCACGAAAACCAGCGCACUGCCAAUUCCCAGGAAUCAACCUCGCCUUCGCCGAGCUCCUCCUCUCCCGCAACUGCAACGUCCUCCUCGCCGACCUGUCUCGCGUGUCCCGGCGCGGGCGUCUACGAGCCCCACUGGUCCAACUGUGCGUAUCAACGCCGUCGCGCCGGGCAUCGUGCGCACGCCGCUGUGGACGGAGCACCCCGAGAAGAGCGUCAACCUCGACGCGGAGCGGGACGCCUGGAUCACGCCCCAAGAGGUGGCGGAGGCGAUGUUGGCGUGUGCCGAGAGUGAGAGUUAUCUAAGCGGCUCGGUCGUCGAGGUGGGAAAGGAGUCAAGGACCAUGUCCGCGUGGUGCAGACGGUCAACGAUCCCGGCCCGGAUCCGGAUCCGUUCAAGGGGUUCAUGUUGAGUAAUACGGCCAAGGGGGAGAGAUGUUGCGGGAUUGGCUUGGUAGGGAGGACAUCUGGCGCGGUAAGAAGGAGCAGAAAGGAGUAGAAGUAGCAGAAGUAGUACG